GUUUUAACUUAUGUAAUGAUUGACAUGUAAUGGCCAUUGUGGCCGAUUUUAUGCUUGUGUGGCUUCCUGCUCCUACAGUUUCUCUCCGACUACCACUUGCUGUUAGUGCUGGAACUAUUGCCAAAUUCUUCUAUGGCUGCCCUGAUAAUGCUUUCCAGGUGGCUUUGGCUGGAACCUCUUUUACACUUAUACAGAGAAUAGGUGCUAUAGUGCGUAAUGGAGCAAAGCUUUUCGCAGUUGGGACUGGUGCAUCACUGAUUGGUACAGGAGUAACAAAUGGCUUGAUUAAUGCACGAAAAGUCGUUGAUAAGUCUUUUGCUGAUGAGGCUGAGGACGUACCAAUAGUAUCAACAAGUAUCACCUAUGGGGUUUACAUGGCAGUAUCUAGCAACCUAAGGUACCAAAUACUAGCAGGAGUUAUUGAACAACGGAUUCUAGAACCGUUGCUGCCCAAGCACAAGCUCAUGCUAAGUGCAAUUUGCUUUGCUGUUAGAACUGGAAACACAUUCUUGGGCUCACUAUUGUGGGUGGAUUAUGCACGUUGGGUUGGGGUCCAGAAGAUACGCGAUUAGGCAAUGAUGGGUUUUCAAUUGUAAGAUAUUGUUUUCAUGGGACCAAUUGGGUUAAAUCUUGGUAAUUGAUUCAUUCUGUAAGUUUGGUGUGUUGUAAUUUUUGCUCCUCCUGACAGCAUAAUUGUACAUUCAUUAAGCGACAUCGGAGGUUGCGUCACCAAGAAGCACCAUGAGUCUCCAAUUAUCAGCAUAAGCGAUGACCAUGGAAGGUGUUGUAUCCAUCUUUCACAGCUAGCAGAAAGCUGCAGCUUGAGGUGAAGUAGUAGAGUCACAUUUUUGUAUAUGUGUAUGUGUGUAUUGUCUUCCAAACACUGAAAGAAAACAAAUUGUUGUGGUUUUCUUCCUAUUAGUUAUCUAUUUGCUUCUCAAUACAUUAAAACAGAUUGAGAUUUAUGUUUAAAUACAUUAAUAAGAAAAGUGAGA
This is a messenger RNA of Lotus japonicus, 995 nucleotides long. Its product is annotated as protein RETICULATA-RELATED 4, chloroplastic-like. Lineage: Eukaryota; Viridiplantae; Streptophyta; Magnoliopsida; Fabales; Fabaceae. Bases 30 to 572 code for a protein of 180 amino acids. The transcript is spliced from 6 exons. The record is from RefSeq and is a predicted model, not a curated record.